Pseudo-nitzschia multistriata is the source of this 1186-nucleotide messenger RNA. The record is from the annotation of a GenBank genome assembly. Lineage: Eukaryota; Bacillariophyta; Bacillariophyceae; Bacillariales; Bacillariaceae.
CUACUGUAUUGUAUUUUUGUUUUUUGUGUGUGACUUCACGGUAUCGACACUUCCUUCAAAAGAACAAAAUCUCGAACAAAAACCACCGUGUUGCAAUGAAUAUCGGUAGAAGACCUGCACUCGAACGGAAGUACCCCGAAAUCACGACAACGCAGCUACAGCAAAACUAGAAACAAAUUUAAUGCCACUUUGAAAGAAGGUUUUAUUUACAACAUGGAACACCAAGAAGGGGAUGAUGUCUCGUCAACCGCAGAAAUAAUUCUUGCGGAUCUUUGCAAGAAAGAAACCGAGGCCGCCGAAUUGAAAGAGGCACUGAAAAACUUGCUGGACAGCCAUGUCCGUACAAAGAGAAGGCAUGCCAAAGAAUUAUCCGAGGUCCACAAACAAUAUUCAAAACGUUUGGUCCAAUUGGAAAUCGAUUUGGAAACACACGACAUACAUUUUACAAACUAUGCAAAGGAUCAGAUGGGAUUGGAAACAAAAGCGAUUCUCGAGGACAAAAAAGAAUGUGCCUGGAAGAAACCGAAAUCGGAUAUUUUGGCGCAGCAGAACCUGAUAGCGAAGCUGAUUGCAGAGAAUGCCGACCUGGAACACCGAUACAAAAGAGAUUGCACGGGGCAUAACGAUAGGAUACUAGAAUUGGAAAACGAGAACCGAUGGCUCCGUCGAUCCCUGCGACGCAGGGUCGAUUCCAGCAGCAGCACCGGUGAUGCCGAAUCCGCCGGGGGGCAGCUGGCACUGGAAACCGAUAGUAAUUGCAGCCUUGUUGUCGAAAAAUACGAAAAACAGAACACGGAAUUGUUGCGCAGUGUAGAUGAACUGAAGGAGAAAAUCCGUAGCCUGGAACUGAAGCACGUUCUCGCUGGCGGUCCUACCAACACAAAGGAGGAGAACGGCAAAGAAUUGUCGUGCAAUGACAAAGAUGAAAAAUUGAAGGAUUGCAAGAUAGCAUUGUUGAAAUCGAAAGCCAUUGCGUACCAAGCGCGAAACAUUUGGCCUCCGGAUACGGAGUGCAGCGCGCCGCCAGAAUCGCUAUCGUCGUCUUCGACGGCAAUCAAAGAUUUGAAGGAGCAAAUACAAGAGCUCGAGAACAUUCUCAUUAGGAAAGACAAACAGUUGAGAUCGCAAUCAAAAAGAUAUCGGAAAACAAGAGUUUAAUUUUAAACAAUACAUAUUUUGUUUACCU